CCGCCGCGAGCCGCCCCUCAACCCCUCCCCCGCCGCCGCCUCCUCCUCCUCCUGCUUGUCUCAGUCCUCGUUGGCCUGCUCGCCAUCCUCGUCAACCUGGCGAUCCCACGAGCUCUGAGCCGGUUCAGCUCCAUCUUGAGCCACACCCACCUUCGCCCACUGUACCACUCAAAGCUGCCGUCUCCGUACAACCUCAGGCACGUCACUUCCUCCACCAUGGCCCCGGACAAGUACAGGACCCCGCCCCAGGCGCCCCCGACCUUUGUCGGCACCAAGACUUCGAUUGUCGACGAUGCCAAGGCCCUGUGCGAGUCCACGCGCUCCCUCUUUGACAAGCUGGUCGCAGAGGUCCCUGCUGAGAAGUCGACAUUCUCGUCGGUCCUCACCCCCAUGAUCGAGGAUGAAGACCAGUCCCAGCUUUCUGGCCGUAUACUUGGCUUCUACCAAUACGUCUCCGCAGACGAGGACCUUCGCAAUGCUUCCACCGAGGCCACCAAGCUCAUGGACGAUUUCGAUAUCGAGUGCAACAUGCGGGAAGACGUGUUCCAGCUCGUUGACGCCGCGUAUGCGGGCCAGAAGACUAACGAGCCUAGGCUUGAGCCAGAACGUGUCCGGCUCCUCGAAAAGCAGCGCAAGGGCUACAUUCGUAACGGGCUUGGGCUGCCCAAGGGUCCGCAAAGGGACCGGUUCAAGGAGAUCAAGAAGAGUCUGAGCCAGAUCACGAUCCAGUUUCAAAAGGCCCUCAACGAGGAGAAUGGCGGCCUGUGGUUCACCAAGGAGGAGCUUGAUGGCGUCCCCGCGGAUGUGAUCGAUGGGCUUGAAAAGGGCGAGGGUGAGAAUGCUGGCAAGGUCAAGCUGAGCUUCAAAUACCCAGACCUCUUCCCGACACUCAAAUUCGCCAAGAACCCGGACACUAGGAAGAAGGUCUUCAUCGCCAACGAGAACAAGUGCAACCAAAACGUGCCGCUCUUCAAGGAGGCUAUCCUGCUUCGCGACGAGGCUGCUCGCCUCCUCGGCUACCCGAAUCACGCAGCAUUUCGUAUCGAGGACAAGAUGGCCAAGACCACAGACACUGUCAACACAUUCUUGUCGGAUCUUCGAACCCGCUUGGGUCCUGGAGGUGUUAAGGAGAGAGAAAUGCUCUAUGCACUCAAGAAGAAGGACGAGGAGUCACGCGGACUGCAGCCCGAUGGAAACUACUACCUUUGGGACCACCGCUUCUAUGACCGCAUGAUUAUCGAGCAGGAGUACAGCAUCGACGAGAACCAAAUUGCCGAGUACUUCCCCUUGCAAAACACAAUCAAGGGCAUGCUCAACAUCUUUGAAGAGCUCUUUGGUCUCGUUUUCGUCGAGCUCGGGUCCGAUGACCGGCAAAAAUUGUCACCAACUGGCAAGGCUGAAGACAUCGCGUGGCACGAGGACGUCAUCAUCUUCUCGGUGUGGGACGAUGCAUCAGAGGGCGACGGCUUCGUCGGGUACCUCUACCUUGACCUGCAUCCUCGCCAGGGCAAGUAUGGCCAUGCGGCAAACUUUAGUCUGCAGCCGGGUUUCCUGAAGCCCGAUGGAACACGACGAUACCCAGCCACCGCUCUGGUCUGCAAUUUCUCAAAGCCAACGGCGUCGAAGCCUUCUCUACUGAAACACGACGAAGUCGUCACCUUGUUCCACGAGCUAGGCCACGGCAUUCACGAUCUGGCUGGCCGUACAAUCACUAGCCGCUUCCACGGCACAUCUACUGUUCGUGAUUUCGUGGAGGCGCCAAGCCAGAUGCUGGAGAACUGGUGCUGGACCCCGAGCCAGCUCAAAUCACUUUCCAGCCACUACCAGACGGGCAACAGCAUUCCCGACGAGCUCAUUGAGAAGCUCAUCUCGACCAAGCACGUCAAUGAUGCCCUGUUCAACCUCCGCCAGCUGCACUUUGGCAUCUUCGACAUGACUGUGCAUUCCCCCAAGAGCCACGCGGAGCUGGAGAGGCUGGACGUGAGCGGCCUUUACAACCAGCUGCGGUCUGAGAUUGCCGGCCUGUCUGGACCCGAAGCGCUCGGCGAGCCCAGCACGUGGGGCAACGGACAAGCGACGUUUGGCCACCUCAUCGGUGGCUAUGACGCUGGAUAUUAUGGCUACCUGUCAUCGCAGGUGUACAGCACGGACAUGUUCUACUCCGUGUUCAAAGGCAACCCGAUGAACGGCAAGGAGGGCCGGCGGUACCGCCACACAGUCCUGGAGCGGGGAGGGAGCCAGGACGAGAUGCUGACUUUGGAGCAGUUCCUUGGCCGCAAGCCGAGCAGUGAUGCCUUUUACGCCGACAUGGGCCUCACAGCUUCAGCCUGACUGCAUGGUAGUGAGGGCAAGCAUCGAUUGUGAAGCCGUUGUUCAUUUGGUGUGGCUGGUCUCAGCGAGCGAAGGUUAAACAUAGCAUAUGCCCUAAGGAGAAUAGAAGUCACUGCCAUAGGGUUAUCUGAAUGUCAUGCAACGCGAG
This is a messenger RNA of Microdochium trichocladiopsis, 2479 nucleotides long. RefSeq names its product peptidase family M3. Gene Ontology annotation, biological process: peptide metabolic process; proteolysis. Gene Ontology annotation, molecular function: metalloendopeptidase activity. The coding region runs from base 217 to 2331 and encodes 704 amino acids. The record is from RefSeq and is a predicted model, not a curated record. Lineage: Eukaryota; Fungi; Ascomycota; Sordariomycetes; Xylariales; Microdochiaceae. The transcript is spliced from 2 exons. Gene Ontology annotation, cellular component: mitochondrial intermembrane space.